This is a messenger RNA of Candoia aspera, 7049 nucleotides long. RefSeq names its product phosphodiesterase 4D interacting protein (gene PDE4DIP). Gene Ontology annotation, cellular component: nucleus; Golgi apparatus; centrosome. The record is from RefSeq and is a predicted model, not a curated record. NCBI's taxonomy places the organism in Eukaryota, Metazoa, Chordata, Lepidosauria, Squamata, Candoiidae. Gene Ontology annotation, molecular function: molecular adaptor activity; zinc ion binding. Bases 143 to 6397 code for a protein of 2084 amino acids. The transcript is spliced from 41 exons. Gene Ontology annotation, biological process: positive regulation of microtubule nucleation; centrosome cycle; regulation of Golgi organization.
CUUUGAGUUGACUUCUGAGAUACCAUAAGCCUCCCUUAUGCCUGUAUAGCCACUUCCUUGGCCUUCUCUUCCUUCCUUUGCUUCACAAUGUUACUGGAGUGAAAGGGGUGUGAGAAGAUUUCCACCUCAUGGAUUCCCAAACAUGUCUAAUGGAUAUCGUACAUUGUCUCAGCACCUCAAUGACUUGAAGAAGGAGAACUUCAGCCUUAAGUUGCGCAUCUACUUCUUGGAGGAGCGCAUACAGCAAAAGUAUGAAGACAAUAGAGAGGACAUCUACAGACAGAAUAUUGAGCUAAAAGUAGAAGUGGAGAGCCUGAAGCACGAGCUCCAGGAGAAGCAGCAAAGCUUGGAUAAACCAUGGACAGAAGCAGAGAACCAGAGCAAUAAAAAUGAAGCUGAGAUCUGUCAUCAACCAAAGAAUAAGCAUGUUUGUGAGACCCAGGAAAAAAAAAUCCAGACACUGCAAGAGGAGAUGCAGUCUGCAAAAACCAAAGCAGAGAGGAUGGCAGCCUUAGCUGAAGUUGAAAAGAAACACUGUCUGGAACUCAACAAGCAGCUGAUGGAGCUUUCUAAGAAGCAAGAUGAAAUUAAAAAAAGCCAGUCUGUUCUUCUGGCAAAGAAGGACAAGAAGAUUGAGGAGCUGAUAAAGAAUCUGAAAGAGAAGGAACAGCUCCUUGAGCUACAGUCCACAGAGGAACAGAAUCUGCUGCAGUAUUUGGAGGAACCCCAGGAAAUGAAAGUGCAGAAUGUGUAUGAGGCUAAUCAGCACCUAACUUACUGCGGUAUGUCAUUCAGCGAAGAGGAAACUGUGUUAAAUAAUACAGAAUUUAUGGAAAAAAUCAACUGGUCAAAUGCUAUGAAUAAGCAGCUGCAAGAUAAAUUGAAUGAAAUGAAUUUUGAAUUGAAAUCUGUCCAGCAAACAUCCAAGAAACAGAAUCACAUAAUCCAGAAGUUGAAUGAGACGUUGAAGAGCAAAGAAAAUGAGUGUGAAGAACUGAAUCAUGUAAUUCAGAAUCAGGAUGAGAGAAUAGUCAAACUACAAGACAUGCUACAUAAGAGCCAGCUUGGGCAAUUACAGAACUCAGAUGGCUGUUCUUCACUGCAACAGAAACAACAAAUAGCAUUUCUUGAUGUACAGAAUGCCCUUUUCCUCACUCAGUUGGAAGUGCAGCAACUGCAGUGGGCCCAGCAGCAAAAGGAUCGCCAGUUGGCUGAGACCAAAUGGACCAGCCAGUUUCUGGAGACAGCAUUGCAAGAAGAACAGCUACAAAAGGAAGCAGCUUGGAGACACAAUAAGGAGUUCUGUGCUACUCUUCAGCAGUUAAAAACAGAUCUACAGAACAAGAAUAUGCAAUGUUGUACUUUAGAAAAGGAAAAAUUGUUGGGGAUGCACAGAGAAGACCAGAAAAUUAAGCAUUUGACAUACAGACUAGCUUGCAAGGAACAGCUUCUACAGGAAUCUAAGGACCUCUUACAGUAUCAUCAGAAUUUGGACAAAAAUUCUACAACAGCUGAUAAAAUGGUACAGAAAUUGGAACAACUGAUUAAAGACAAAGAUGCUGCCCUGGAGCAAGCAGUAGAUGAGAAGUUCUCUGCACUCGAAGACAGAGAACAGCAACUGAACCAGCUUUGUUUGUCCAUGAAAGAGCAAGAUCACGAUCUGAAAGGACUACGCCAAGUUAUUUCCGGCAACAAGGCUACCAUCCAGUGCCUAGAGAGCUUGCUGAAAGCCAAGGACCUGGAACUGGAGAACCUGUUAGCAGCCAACCAGAAUUUGCAGUGGCUGAUCAAGAAUAUAGAAGCAAAAUCUUACAGAUGGCAAUCUGAACAAGUAGGGAUUAUCCAGCAGCUGCGUGACAGAAACAAAGAAGGAGAGACCCUUUCAGCAACACUGCUGUGCAAUCUGGAGCCUGGACAGAGGACCACUGUGGAAGCCUUGCACCUUAACCUUCAGCAGAAGGAUCAGAUCAUAAAAGAACUCCUAAGGGACAAGAGCCGGCAAGUUGUAGAACAAGUGGCUGAGCUCAAGGAGUUACUUCAGGCUCUGAACGCUAUCGAACAGCAAAGCCAUAUACAUUCCAAGAAGAUUGCACAGGCUCUAAUAGAGAGAAAUUGUGAACUGCAAGGCUUGCAUCAACAACUGAUUAGCCAAAUUCUUCAACAGAAAAUGGAGACUUCUACUGCUCAGUUUGUGCAAGAGGAGGACAUUAUUGAAGCACCAAGGCACGAACAUUCUAGCAAGAGUAUCCCAGCCAUGAUUUCUAACAGAGAUGACCAUGGAUCCAAGAAGGAUAAAGAUGUUUUGCAAACGACUACUAGACUUGAGAAGGAACUUAAUAAAGCAAAAGAGGAACUUGAAUUGUUGAUGCAAAAAGAAAGAGAAAGCAGACAGGAACUCUCUACUCUUCAGUCUGUGGUGGCUUCCCAAGAAGAGGAGCUGCAAGUUCAAGCCUCUGAUAUUGAAUCUCUUACUAGAAGCAUCCAGAUCAAAGAAGAACUGAUUAAGGAUUUGCAGAUGCAGUUGAUCGAUCCUGAAGAAAUGCCAGCAGUUGAACGACUUACUCAAGAAGUUUUGAUGCUUCAGGAAAAGGUAGCAAAAAUGGAAUCACAAGGACAGAAAACCAUAGGAAACAAGAGGCAGCAGCUGCUGGUGAUGUUGGAGAGCUUGGUAGCAGAGAAGAAUCAGCUGAAUGAAAUCCUGAAAGUAGAAAAGCAGCUCUAUCUCAAUUUGGUGAAGUUUCAUGCUAAUCCUGACAGCUCCAGACAAGAACAGACUCUUCAAGUAGAACUGGAGAAGGUCCAGGCACUCCGUGGACAGCUGGAAGAGGCCCUUGGAAGAAGCCAGGAGCACCUGAGCAGGCUGGAAUCAUUGGAUAGCAUAGGAGAUCUAACUGUAGCUGAGGAUGCUGAAGAUGCCAGCACUGAGUUUACAGAUAGUAUUGAAGAGGAAGUACAGCAUGGCGCUCACCUACAGAACGUUAAGAGAAAUCAGAUUGAUGACAAUCUGAUGGGCCAUUCCAGUUAUCCUGCUCUACCGACUUUGAAGAGCGAAAGCGACCAGCAGGUGAUGCUUCAUUCUCCAAAAUCUAUGGUUGAGCAAGUUUUGGAAGAGAAAAAGAAACUGGAAGAGGAGCUGCAGGAGCUCAAGGAGCAGAUUGAAGAAGCGGGGUUCUCUUCCAUAUCUCAGCUAAGGAAGGCCCUGCUAAGCCUUUGUCUAGAGAAUGCAGAGCUCAAGGAACAAGUUGGAGAAGCAAAGUUGUCAGAGGUUUGGGAGAAGGAGGAUGAAAAGGAAGAUGAAGAGGACUUGAGGCGGGAUAUCAAGAAACUGCAGGAGAAACUGCACACUUCAGAGAUUGUGAAUGGCCUCCUCAAAGAACAAUUGACUCUAAGCAACCAAGGAUGCAAAGGCACCUUCACCCACCAGAUGACAGCUAGCUUGGCUCUGACAAAUGAGCAGCUGCAGAUGGCCAAGCAGUGCAUUUGCCAAGCUGUCCAUGAUCAUUCACCAUCAUUGCACUGCCCACCCAAUCAAACUAAGGGCAGCCCAGAAGAAACUCAGGUUGAAGGAGGCAAAGUGUCAAGCAGCUUUGGGCAGAAGAACACAGAGUCAGCCCAGAGGUUCCAGUCUGAUCAGCCCCAGUGCAGGCAACAGUGCCACAAGUUACGAGACAGACUCUUGGUGUCGGAGGCCACCAUCCAGGCGCAGAUAGCCCAGCUCAAACAAUACAGAGCCCUGCUCAGUGAGCCCAUGGUACAGCAGGAUAACAAACAGAUACAAGUGGAUAUUCAAGACCUAGGCUAUGAGACCUGUGGGAGAAGUGAAAAUGAGGCUGACAGGGAAGAGACCACAAGUCCUGAAUGCAGAGAUCAUGAUGAGGAACUGAAGUAUUGGAAGAAACCACUGGAGGCCCCUCUAAACAGACUGGUAAAACACGAGACAUUCCUGGGUGUCAGCCAAUGUGAUGAUGCUGCAGUUCUCCACCAGCACAUUCGGGCCCUCCAAAUGCAAUUACAGAGUUCCCACAAAGUUAUCCAGAACCUGCAAAGUUGUAUGCGCUCUGUAUCCACUACUAGUGAUUAUGACUCUGUGGGUGAGCAGCCACUCAAACUGAAGCAAGGCUACACUCUCGGCAACUCUCCUUCCCACAGUAUGACUGAUGAAGAUGAAGGCUGGCAAUCUGACAGCUUUGGAACUUUCUGCCCACCAAGUCUUCAGCCCAACAAAGAUUUGGCCAGGCUUAUCCAGAGAGUAUCCCUGCUUGAAGCUCAUCUGAGUGAGACUAAGCCAAAGCUGCCUUUGCCAGAGGAAUUGAAAUGUACAGCCUCCUUGGGGAAAUAUGACUCGUUAGUCCAAGCUCAGGCUCGGGAGCUCUCCCAUCUGCGCCAGAUGAUGCGGGAGGGACAAGGCGUGUGUCAUAUGCUAAACCAACACUUCAAGGACACCAUCAAGUCCUUUGAAGAGCUUCUGCGAGGCACUGACAUUGACUACUACUUCGGGCAGAGCUUCCGUGAGCAGCUGGCAGAAGGGAACCAGCUGGCAGGACGAUUGGCCAGAAAACUGAACCAUAGGAAUGAUCUAAACAUGGAAGACAAAACAAGUCAUGAAUUGCUUAUGAUGAGGAUGAGCAAGGAGCUCCAGGAGAAGGAACAAACCAUCAAGACUCUCCAAGCAAAACUGCAAGAGCGCUCAGUGACACCUUCCAGUAGCCCCACUAUAUCUGAGUCACCCCGCUCUCAUAGCAGCAUCUCCUUCCUCUCUGAUGGCCCAGAUGUCUGCUCUGAUGUGGAUGACCUUAUCGAAAAUAAUAUAAGUGAAGGCCAAGUCCACAACCUCCUAAACAAAGAUCUUAGCAGUCAAUCUGGCAAAGCUCCUGCACAGCCAACUUGCUCAACUGCUGCAGCUACAUCCCACGCUACUCCAACAGAAUGCCUCUCAACAAGUGGCUCCCUGCAUCCCUUGCAAAUUACCAGCCGGGCUUCAAGAGGCUUUCAUGCUGAUUCCUUGUCCAAGCCAACAGGUUUGCCUUUGGCUCCACUGGACUCAGAACCAUCCUCCUGUGUGUCUUUGGGACCUCCUUCUUCAGGCCCAAGGCCCUUGCUUGGCUGCUGCAGAACACCAGCCUUCUCCCUGGCUGAGGCACAGCAGGAGUUGCAGAUGCUGCAGAAGCAGCUUGGAGAAAGUGAGCCCCUUGGCCUUCCUGGCCCAGCACCCCAUCUGUCAUGUGGCCCAAUUAUCUCCUCCAAAAACAGCCCUCAGGCUUGCCACCAGGUUCCUCACUUGUUUCAUAUGCAAAAUUCUGCUGAUUGGAAGACUAAAUCUAAGGAACAAUUGGAGGAGAGCUGCAUCCCUUGGUGUACCCAUCCACUCAGACAGUCUCAGGAGGGACUUGCCUCUGUAUCAUGUUGUUCACCAGCUCUUCCUACCCAGAAACUCUUGAGUGCUGACUUUCUAGCAGAACACAUGUUUGAGAUUCGAACUCUCUGCCAGCACCUACAGAAGUCCAUCUACACCAAUGACCAUUUGCGGGAGCAACUGGAAACACACCUCACCUCAGUGGCAAAGAACAAUGCAUUGGAGCACCUGCAGAAGGCUUUGCUUGCAUCGCAUCUGGAAGUCCACGAUGGCAAGGUGCAGCUGGAAUGGCAGCGGAUUGAGCAGCAGCGACUACAGGAAGAGAUCCAGGGCAAGCAGCAAGACCUUGUGCUGCUUCGAAAGGAGUUCCUGGCUUUACAGAUGAACAAUUCCAGGCUUCAACACAGAGUGAUGAUGCUUCAGCAGCAGCGUGAAGAAAACAGAGUGCUCUUCCAGACCCAACAGGCUGAAUUACGUGUCUAUGAAGCACAGUAUGGCCCACUGCAAAAUGCAGCCUUUGGUAUGUCGCAUCAGCCGCUGCUGGCAGAAGGUGCCAAGAAACAAGGAACCCAUGUCAUAGGAUACCUUCAGGACUACAAUACUCUUAUGAAACAGAUUUUCGAUGGCAAGACUCUGAUCCACCAGAUGGCCUCAAUCCUGCAGCCUGGUCUGAAACUACAGGACAACACAGUAACUGGGAAGAUUUUCUGCCAAGAAAACAUCAGGAAAUUGCUUGUCCAUACUAGUUCUUUGCACCAGAUCCUGGAGAAGUCCACUUCCCUCCUUGCAAUGUUUUGGAGAGCAUCACCUCCCAUGCCUCGCAUUUCAGCCCCAGAGCAGUCAGUAGCUGAAGAAAUCCAAAUACUCAGAGCCAAGUUGGCUGAGCAAGAGAACUGUGUGCAGAGUGCUAACCGUAUUCAAGGAAGUAUGGAGAACUUCAUUCUCACUCACUUGACCGGGACAUACAAUGUGCUGAAGAAAGCAAGGAUUAACCUGGAGGGCAUGUCCCAGCAGCCUAAACCCAUUUCUUCCACUGGCCAUUGAAGAAAUGGAUCCAUCCACAUGGCCAGAAGCAAAAGACGGAGAAAGAAAAAUAGAUCCAGCGUUAACUCCUAAUCCAUCUAAGCUGAGCAGCAGAAUGAGCCUGCUUAAGACUGCCAAAUCACCAUUGCACAGGAGGUCAUGGAUUCUGGAAUUCAUCCCAGAACCUCACCACCACCUUGGCUACCAGCUCUGGCUAGUGUAGUGUAAAUGGCACACAAGUUUUUCAACAUAUGCUCUGCUGCUGGACUCUGUGGGAAAUUUACUUGGAAAUGCUCCAGACAUCAGUGCAAUAUGAUAACUAGACUAACGCUAUGUAUAUGGUGUGUACAAAUACACACACAGACUAGACCACAGCCACACAUGCUGCUGUCGGAGAGAAGGGUGCUCUAAGAAGGGCACCCUCAGAGAGUGGGCUCCACAGGUGCCCUAGUCUUACCAUCUGAUUCUUUGGAGUAUGUUUAUGCUGUUAAGAUUAGCAAAUGGAUAUAUCUGCUAUGAUGACGAUAAUGAUUUCUACCUUCCUUCAAAGGACUAUGACCUCAAUAUAUUCUUGGCAAGUGUAAUCUUGUUGGUCUGACAAUUAGGUGCAUUUAGCCACCGAGUCAUCUUUUUUCUCUGGUUAUCUGAAUUCCUACCACCGUAAAAAAAACAA